Molecule: messenger RNA, 830 nt
Organism: Amphimedon queenslandica
Lineage: Eukaryota; Metazoa; Porifera; Demospongiae; Haplosclerida; Niphatidae
Product: N-acetylgalactosamine-6-sulfatase-like
Exons: 2
Coding region: 15-830 (271 amino acids)
Cellular component (GO): cytoplasm
Molecular function (GO): iduronate-2-sulfatase activity
Source: RefSeq, a predicted model, not a curated record
UUCUCAAAAUUGAUAUGAAUAAUAUUAUAUUUGGGUGGGACUCAUUGGUCAGGAUGAAGUGGCUAAUCUUUUUUCUUUCUAUUAUUAGUUAUUGUACCAGUGCACAACAACAUAAGAAUGUAUUGUUCUUUGCUAUUGAUGAUCUACGACCAGAACUAGGAGCCUAUGGUCAUGAUUUUAUCAAGAGUCCACACAUUGAUGAUCUUGCCUCAAAGUCUAUACUCUUUGAGCGAGCUUACUGUCAGGUAGCUGUAUGCUCACCAUCUAGGACAUCUCUAUUGACAGGACGAAGGGCAGACUCUAAUCAUGUCUGGAGGAUUGCUGGUGAUGAGUAUUGGCGCACUGUACCUGAUGCUACCAAUGCUACUACAAUCCCUCAGUAUUUUAAAGAAAAUGGUUACCUCACUAUUGGUAUGGGAAAGAUUUUUCAUCCAGGGGCACCUAAUGGUAACGAUGAUGUAAAGUAUUCUUGGAAUCAAGAAUGGAAGAAAGGAGCUUUUUCACAAUUUCCACGACCUUACUCUGGUAUGGUAAAAAUCCCAGGACAUCCACCUUUUGACCAUAACCAACAUGAUGAGAAUGUAAUGGGCUAUACUAUUCGUACUGACAAGUAUCGUUUCACCGAAUGGUAUACAUUUGAUCGUGAUACUUCUAAACCAGACUUUGAUAAGAAGUGGGGCACUGAGCUUUAUGAUCACUCUACUCCAACGGUUUCAUUCAAUGAUGAGAACAUUAAUAUUGCUGAUAAACCAGAAAUGGAAUCUACUGUAACUGAAUUACGUAAAGCACUACAAGAUGGCUGGAGAGCUGCUUUACCUCCAACUAUCUAG